GAAGAACAAGAAAUGGUUUUGGGUAAUGGGGUUUUAAAAUCCGUUAUGAAAAGGGGUCUCAGGCGGCCAUUUGGGAUUCUACCCACCACUUCUCAGAUUUUGGUAUGUAAUAAAUCAUCCAAAUCCGAACCUUUGCUCCUCAGAUUGCUUCAAGAACCAAUCUCCGGAUUCAAAAUAGCUUUGGACUUCGAGGAGGAUUUGAAGCUCAGUAAUCAUCCCUUCUCUUGGGGACCCCUUGUCACUGCGCUCAGGUCGUCUUCUCCUCAGAAAGCCCAGCUGGUCUUGGAAUGGAAGUUAGAGAAGAUGCUGAAAAAACAUGAGAGAGAUCAUCAUUGUUAUUCUGAGCUUAUUUCUCUCUGCGAGAAGGCUCAGAACGUCCCAUUUGCAAUGCGGGUCUGUACUUCCAUGGAGGCUCACGGAAUCAGACCUACUUCGACUGUUCUCAACUCUCUGAUCUCUACUUGCUUGUCUUCAGGUAAUGUAAUGACAGCCCUCAGCUUGUUCGAGAUCAUGGAAAGAUCUGAGGACUACAAACCCAAUUCUGUCACUUAUAAUGCCUUUAUUUCUUUCUAUUCAAAAUUGGGUGAUGCUAAGGCCAUGCAAGCCUGGUUCUCAGCGAGAAAGGCUGCUGGAUUUUGUUCAGACAUUCAAGUGUAUGAAUCUGUCAUCUUAGGCUUGGUCAAAUCAAAAGACUUCGAUACUGCUGAUAGGUUUUAUGAAGAAAUGAUGUUGUCAGGAAUUACACCUACAGUAGCCAUACUGGAAACUAUGCUUGAUGGAUUAUGUGAAAGGAAGAAACUUGGUAAAAUCAAAGUAUUUUUGAAGUUCUUGUUGGAUGGAGGAUGGGGGCUGAAUGGGAAGAUGGCAGAGAAGCUCCUUGCUUUGUAUUUGGAACAAGGGAAAGUGGAAGAAAUGGAGGAACUACUAGGAGUUCUAGCAAUGUCCAAUCCCGAUCCUAGAGUUCUGCCACAGGUGCACUGUGGGAUUAUAAGGAUGUAUGCCUCAGCAGACAGAUUGGAUGAUGUGGAGUAUUGUGUUGGGAGAAUGCUGAAGGUAGGGAUGUCAUUCACCUGCCCUGAUGACAUCGAGAAGAUUAUAUGCUCAUACUUCAGGAGGUCUGCCUAUGAGAGGUUGGAAAUGUUUCUGGAACGAAUACAUGGCUCUUACUUGAUCACAAAAUCCACCUUUGAUUUAUUAGUUGCCGGGUAUCGAAGAGCUGGGUUAUCUGAGAAACUAGAUCUGGUAGUCAAGGAUAUGAAGCUGGCUGGAUUUUCCUAAUGCUUGAAUGGCAUUCUGCAAUGCAUCAUGUUGCCCUUCAUGAACUGUCUCUGUAGUCUGCUUUUUUGUCAGUAGCAGAAACAGAGGUUAUAUGUUGUCUAUAUCCAAUCUCCGUGGGUCAGUUUUAUUUGAGGUACAUUUGAGCAAUGCAUCUGAUGCACUGGAAUUGGUUCAACUGCUGAAAUUAGCCAGCAAAUUAUGAAUCAUGAUGAUUGGAAGCAAUUCCCUCGACAAAGUCCCACCCUCUGGUUGGCUAUCUAUGGUCAUAUGCUUGUGAUA
This is a messenger RNA of Telopea speciosissima, 1557 nucleotides long. Its product is annotated as pentatricopeptide repeat-containing protein At5g65560-like. The transcript is spliced from 2 exons. The coding region runs from base 13 to 1278 and encodes 421 amino acids. The record is from RefSeq and is a predicted model, not a curated record. Gene Ontology annotation, molecular function: mRNA binding; protein binding. NCBI's taxonomy places the organism in Eukaryota, Viridiplantae, Streptophyta, Magnoliopsida, Proteales, Proteaceae.